Molecule: messenger RNA, 936 nt
Organism: Alnus glutinosa
Lineage: Eukaryota; Viridiplantae; Streptophyta; Magnoliopsida; Fagales; Betulaceae
Exons: 4
Coding region: 1-936 (311 amino acids)
Source: RefSeq, a predicted model, not a curated record
AUGUUUCAUGCUUGGACUCGAUGCAAUAACAUGAUCAUUGCCUGGAUUCUGAACUCGGUUUUGAAAGAAAUUGCUUCAAGUGUGAUAUACAUCACCACUUGUGUCGGAAUGUGGCAGGAUCUAAAGGAUCGUUUCUCUCAAGACAAUUAUGAUAUGAUUCCUUCAUGCACUUAUGGAGGAAUGCGGGCUAUUUAUGAGAAACACAACCGAGAUCAUGUGUUUAAGUUUUUAAUGGGUCUUGAUGAUUCAUUUGCUCAUAUUCGGGGACAAAUCCUGCUCAAUGAUCUUCUUCCCCCAACUAACAAGGUCUUUUCACUGAUAAUGCAAGAAGAGUGUCAAAAAGAGAUUUCUGUUGCCGCUUUGGUUCAUGAAACUACAACACUCAUGACCAAAACUAAUGCGGCUCCAAUGCAAAAGUCUGGUAAAUGGAUCAACCGCAAGGAGAAACCUAUUUGCUCUCACUGUGGAAUUCCUAGACACACGAUUGACAAGUGUUAUAGGGUCCAUGGGUUUCCACCUGGAUUCAAAUUCACCAAGAAUCAAUCUUCUGCUCAUUCAGUAAACCACGUACAAGGAACUGAUUUUACUAAUGAUUCAACUCCACAGCAUCCCAUCACUAUUGAGCAAUGCCAGCAGCUGAUGGCAUUUAUUCAACAUAAAUCUACAUCUUCACUGCCUGCAGCUCAUUCAAUUGGGCAUGUUGUUCCUCAGCCAAAUCCGAAUACUACAGGUUCUUCAUCAUCUGGGGCUACUGACCACAUGACUUUGAGCUCUUGGAAAACGAUUGGAGUGGGAAAGGAGCACAAUGGCCUUUACUACUUGCAGAUUUCUGGUUCUAUUCAUGUUGAUUCCAGCCCCCGAGUCCUCUCCACCUCAGUCAAAGUUCCUUCAUCUUUUGCUGAUAUUUGGCAUUACAGAUCAGGGCAUCCUUCAUAA